AGCCGCCUUGGCACAGGCCGCCCUGGCUCAAAGUGGCCUCUUGUUUUUUUUAGCGGCCCGAGCUCGUCACCUUGUCUUGCCCUGCGAGGGGCGCAGGUCAUGGACGUCGUCAGGGGGAUCCUCCUGGAGCAGAUAAGGUUGCGGCUGCAGUCUCACGCCCAGGUGGAAAGUUUCGUGAUGAAAGUCGUGUGCGUGAUCUUGGCGGAAGGGUUGUCAAACACAUUCUACCGCGGCAUGACCGCAAUCAUAGCAGGGGAUGGCACGAUGACGGACCUCCAGGCACUGAUUGCACGGUCAAUGUACGUUGCAUUCGUCACUUUGUAUGCUCCUGUCGUGGCAUGGGUUAUCGAGAAGACUAAGUGGAUAAUGACGGGACGCUCCUUCCCUGCUACCUCCAUCAAAUUGCAAAGGAAGGUUUGUCCUGUCCUUUUGGCAUGGGGCUGGAAGGAUUGGGCAGCUCAAUUGGACACCUGGGCAGGAGCUGAGUUGUGGGACGAGGCUGCUGUAGCUAUUUGCUUGACUGUGGUUGUGGUUGUGCUACAGACGAUUCCUGUAUACAUCCAAGCUAAGCGAGGAGUUGCAGCUGGUGGCAGUGAAGACAGGCUAAUUCGGCGGAUUUUCAUUUUCCCCAGCAGCAUGAUGCUUACACUUGGAUAUGUUUGGAACCUUGUUGCCACUUGGUUCGUGACCCAAGUGCAGGACCAGUACCAUCGUCCUACAGAUGAUCCCGCGUACGCUUAUCAGUUUAUGGUUCAGGCCACCUACACAGUGGUUCUUGGAAUCCUAGUUGCUGUUUUCAGUGUUCGAAUUCUUCUGGCCAGAGCGGAGUCGAAGCAUGUUAGUGUUGACAGCCAUUGGGAUGGACCCGGUCAAACAGCGUGGAGCGACGUCGCUCUCAGCACCAUGUCAUUUGUUUACGCAUGGGCGGUUUUGGAUUCUUGUGACGACUGGGGCUUUGGUUUGAUGUUUAAUUGCACGAGCCCAACGGUCUGUUCAUAUCAAAGCAAUUUCGUAUACUCUUGCUGCGUGACGGUUUGUUUUGCCAUUUGUGCGAUAACGCUCAAUAGAUGGCAGCAGUUCGAAGAGAGGCCGAUGAUCACGACGAUGAUCGGGCUUCAAAUCAACGCGAUGAUCCUCACAGUCGGGUGGGCUUGGAUGAAUUUCUACACGGUCUUCAUGUCGAGUGCUACUCAGCAGACGAGGGCUAGCACGGCCUUUGCUGUCCACAUUUUGGUGCUUAAUAGUCAUCAUCGUUUUCACGUCAAUCGUGAUGUACGCGCUCGAGAGCAUACGGAGAGACCAGACAUCCCGCUCGAGGCAGCAAAUCGACGCCCUGGAGGCCAUCGGGCCCCAGGCUCCCCCCCGCCUCCCCGGGGAGACGGACGGCAGCUUCCAGGCGAGGUGCCUGGAGAGCGAGGCUCGCUACAAGUCCUGCGACGAGAGCCUGCCCGCCGACAACUCCCUGAGCGCCUGGCCGAGCGCACCGGCGGAGGUCGAGGCAUGCCGCUGAACGGUCUGGCGCCUCCCAGCAGCCUCGGCGCCCGAGAGGCCUGCGCGCCACGCCCCAGGAGCGCCCGAGCAGUCUGAGCCGUCGGGGGCUCGGGCCCCUCAGGGCACUGCAGCCUCUCGGCCUCUCACGGCUGCUGCACGGCGUGACGGGGCCCGGGGAUGCUCCAUUUGCGUUCCGCAGUUCGCGUUGGCGGGUGCUCGCCAGUAGUCCUCCACCCCAAGCGACGUCAGACAGUCCUGCCAGCCUCACCAUGCGCUCUUCUGCCCCCCGUCCACUGACACUCUCCCAUGCUCGCCUCUUUACGCUCGCCUCUUUUGCAGGCACUCCUCCCUCACUUUCCCGAAAUCGCCUAGACAUGCGACGUCGUGAAAAACACGACGUCGUGAAAGAGACGAUUGCCGCGCUCACUCCCAUCUUUAUGCGGGAGCUCUGAAGCCCGAUUAGCUGUGCGCUUGAUGAUGUCUCUGUGCUUGGUUGGUGUCGAAGUGGCCGAGGGCUCAGUCCAACCAGCAUUCAUCGGAGCCAUUGCCAAACAAUGAAUGCUCUGGGGGCCACCGUUCCUCGUGCUGGGGCCUGCCGAGCGACAGGGUCAAGGCGUCGCCCGCCCGGCCCUCGUCCCUGCUGCCCGUCGCAGCUUUUCCCUGCUCCACCUUGUGAGCUGUCCGCCUCUGCUGUGCCGGCAGCUGCGCUGGCAGCUGCGGGCGGGCUCGCUUGUGGCACAGCAAUCGGAAGAGAAUGAUCAGACGCGCUAUUUGGAAGUAUCUAGACGCCUGAACUGAGUCUGCUCUCAGCGCUCGGGCUGAAAAACUAAUCGUGCUCUGCUCAUGACUUGUAGAGCUUUUCUAAGAGCGUUAGCGGCGAAGCUACUCGCUUCUGGACCCCAAGUUUCGGUGCGGGCUGCCGCAGCGUGAGGGCUCUGCGGCCAGCUCCUCCGCCCAUGGUGCGGAGCUCCGCGGGCCAUCGCCAGCUCCUCGAGCUCUUCGUGGAAGCGUCCCUCUCGUGCUGGGCUUCAGUUCUCGUCGCCCAAAAUUAACAAUUUGCCGACGAAGAAUUGUU
Prorocentrum cordatum is the source of this 2566-nucleotide messenger RNA. Lineage: Eukaryota; Dinophyceae; Prorocentrales; Prorocentraceae. The record is from the annotation of a GenBank genome assembly.